Hipposideros armiger (great roundleaf bat) is the source of this 4551-nucleotide messenger RNA. It is a transcript of the gene TNFAIP3, whose product is annotated as TNF alpha induced protein 3. Gene Ontology annotation, molecular function: cysteine-type deubiquitinase activity; K63-linked polyubiquitin modification-dependent protein binding; zinc ion binding. Gene Ontology annotation, biological process: protein K29-linked deubiquitination; cytoskeleton organization; protein deubiquitination involved in ubiquitin-dependent protein catabolic process. The record is from RefSeq and is a predicted model, not a curated record. Gene Ontology annotation, cellular component: nucleus; cytoplasm. The coding region runs from base 359 to 2716 and encodes 785 amino acids. The transcript has 9 exons. NCBI's taxonomy places the organism in Eukaryota, Metazoa, Chordata, Mammalia, Chiroptera, Hipposideridae.
CCCCGGCGGUCCUCGCCGCCGCGGUAAAACAGAAAGGGAAAAAAGAGAACUGGCAGUCUGCAGGCUUCGCGGCGAGCCAAGUGCCGAGCGCUCAGAGCCCGCGGGGGCGGAGCGGCGAGAGAGAGAGAGAGAGGCCGCGGGAGAGCGGCGGCGGCGGCGGCGGGCGCGCUCCACACCCCCGGCCGGCCCAGCCAGCCUGCCAGCCAGCGAGUCCGGAGCCCCGGGCGUCCAUGGGGCGCCGCCUCCGCCCGGCCCGGAGCCCCCAGACCACGGUCCGCGGCGUUUGCCUGCCCUGAUCCGGUACUUGGGACUUAAGACAGAGAGGAUCGGGCGGCCGGGAGAGGUAUUGUGGAGCAGGAUGGCUGAACUCCUUCCUCUGGCUUUGUAUUUGAGCAAUAUGCGGAAAGCUGUGAAGAUCAGAGAGAGGACUCCAGAAGAUAUUUUUAGACCUACCAAUGGGAUCAUUUACCAUUUUAAAUCCAUGCACCGAUACACACUGGAAAUGUUCAGAACUUGCCAGUUUUGUCCACAAUUUCGGGAGAUCAUCCAAAAAGCCCUCAUUGACCGAAACAUCCAGGAAUCUCUUGAAAACCAGAAGAAGCUCAACUGGUGCCGAGAAGUCAGGAAGCUUGUGGCCCUGAAAACAAAUGGUGAUGGAAACUGCCUCAUGCAUGCUGCUUCUCAGUACAUGUGGGGUGUUCAGGACACAGACUUGGUCCUGAGGAAGGCACUCUUCAGCACGCUCAAGGAAACUGACACGCGCAACUUUGAAUUCCGCUGGCAGCUGGAGUCUCUUAAAUCUCAGGAAUUUGUGGAAACAGGGCUUUGCUAUGACACCCGGAACUGGACUGAUGAGUGGGACAACCUUAUCAAGAUGGCAUCCACAGACACCUCAGGAGCCCGAAGCAGCCUUCAGUAUCAUUCACUGGAAGAAAUACACAUAUUUGUCCUUUGCAACAUCCUCAGAAGGCCGAUCAUUGUCAUUUCAGACAAAAUGCUGAGAAGUUUGGAAUCGGGUUCUAAUUUCGCUCCUUUGAAGGUGGGCGGAAUUUACCUGCCUCUCCACUGGCCUGCCCAGGAAUGCUACAGAUACCCCAUCGUUCUCGGCUACGACAGCCAACACUUUGUACCCCUGGUGACCCUGAAGGACAGUGGGCCUGAAAUCCGAGCUGUCCCGCUUGUGAACAGAGAGCGAGGAAGAUUUGAAGACUUAAAAGUUCACUUUUUGACAGAUCCUGAAAAUGAGAUGAAGGAGAAGCUUUUGAAAGAAUACUUGAUGGUGAUAGAAAUCCCAGUCCAAGGCUGGGACCAUGGCACCACCCAUUUGAUCAAUGCUGCAAAGUUGGAUGAAGCUAACUUACCAAAAGAAAUAAACCUGGUAGAUGAUUACUUUGAACUUGUCCAGCAUGAGUACAAGAAGUGGCAGGAGACCAAGGAGCAGGGCCGGAGAGAGCAGCACGCCCAGAGUCCUUUGGAGCCCUCCGUUCCCCAGCUUUCUCUCAUGGACGUCAAGUGUGAAACACCCAACUGCCCUUUCUUCAUGUCUGUGAAUACCCAGCCUUUGUGCCAUGAAUGCGCAGAGAGGCGGCAAAAGAACCAGAACAAAUCCUCAAAGCCCGCCUCCAAGCCGGGCCCUGACGUGAUGCUUGGGGCCUCCAGGGGCGAGGCCUAUGAGCCCAUGGCCUGGAGCCCCGAGGAGGCCGCUGGGGGGCCUCAUUCGGCCCCGCCAACAGCACCCAGCCUUUUCCUGUUCAGCGAGACCACCGCUAUGAAGUGCAGGAGCCCUGGCUGCCCGUUCACACUGAACGUGCACCACAACGGAUUCUGUGAGCGUUGCCACAAUGUCCGGCAACUUCAUACGGGCCAUGUCUCGGACCACGGGAGGCAUUUAGAUCCUAGUAAGUGCCGAGCCUGCCUCCAGGAUGUCACCAGGACAUUUAAUGGGAUCUGCAGUACUUGCUUCAAAAGGACUACGACGGAGCCCUCCUCGAACCUCAGCUCCAGCAUCCCUCCUUCCUGUCACCAGAGGUCCAAGUCGGACCCGUCGCAGCUCAUGCAGAGUCCCUCUCCGCAUUCUUGCCACCGAGCUGGGAACGAGGUCCCCUCGGGCUGCCUCUCUCAGGCCGCACGGACUCCAGGGGACAGGACGGGGACAAGCAAGUGCAGAAAAGCUGGCUGCAUAUAUUUUGGGACUCCCGAAAACCAAGGCUUUUGCACACUGUGUUUCUUCGAGUACAGAGAAAAUAAACAUUUUGUCGCUGCCUCAGGGAAAGCCAGUCCCACAGCCUCCAGGUUCCAGAAUGCAGUCCCCUGCCUAGGGAGGGAGUGUGGCACCCUGGGAAGCACCGUGUUUGAAGGAUACUGUCAGAAAUGUUUCAUUGAAGCUCAAAAUCAGAGGUUUCACGAAGCAAAAAGGACUGAGGAGCAACUGAGAAUGAGCCAGCGCAGAGACGUGCCUCGAACCACACAGAGCGCCUCCAGGCCCAAGUGUGCCCGGGCCUCCUGCAAGAACAUUCUGGCCUGCCGCAGUGAGGAGCUCUGCAUGGAGUGCCAGCACCUGGGCCAGCGCGCAGGCGCCGGGGCCCACCGGGGCGAGCCGGGUCCCGAAGAGCUCCCCAAGCAGCGCUGCCGGGCCCCUGCCUGCGAUCACUUUGGCAACGCCAAGUGCAACGGCUACUGCAAUGAGUGCUUUCAGUUCAAGCAGAUGUAUGGCUAACCGGAGACAGGUGAGCCUGCCCCGGCCGUUAGCCAACAUGGUGCUAUACGCAAAACGUUCUGAUGCCACUGGAGGGUCAGUCCCAGCAACAGUAGGCUGGAGGGUGUCUUUGAGCAGGAGAGGAAAGAUAAGCUCUGGGUCACGGCCUUGAACUUGGUAACCAGGGGACAUUCCCAGGUGGCCUUCGAGCAGCCUCGUGACUGGCAGCAGAUGGUGUCAGACUCAGCCCUGCCCUGGCUGCUCCUCCAAGUGGAAGGCCAGGAACUGGAUGGACUUGGACUGCGUGCCAGGACUGCGUCGUCAUCUUCUGAGAAGAGGGAAAAGACACAUGGAGCCUCUCCACCUGCCCCCCACUGGCAUUGCUCAGAGACAGAAAACUGAAAUCUCGUGGCCCACAGGCCCUCGCGAGAAACUCAGGAGGCUCAGGGAAAACAGACAUUUUCAGUGUCAGUAGUUAGUGGUUUUUCCCUAUCUGACUUGUUCCUUUUCCAUGGACUGUGAUUCUGAGGCUGCUGAGACAGUAAGUUCAUAACAAACCAGCUGCUCUUUAAAAUAUGCACCUUGUAAAAAUUUUAGUGGGAAGAUGGGUAACUCUUUUGGUUAUCACCGUCUUCACUUCUAAAGAGGUUAGCUUCAACUGAGGUGUGCAUAUAAAUGUGUACAUAUAUAAUGUACCCUUAUGUAUAAGGGAUUUUUUUUUUUAAUGUUGAAAUGCUGCCCUAGAUGUAUAAGAAGACAAAUAUCAAUAGCCUGUUUUCUGGUUGUUGUUAGGGCACCAUGGGUAUACACGGCUUUCACGAAGUCAGCCUGCUGCUUUGUUAAUGGCCUGUGUGUAUUCACUUUAUUUAUUUUAUUACAAACUUAAAGUUUAUUUAAAUGAAGUUUUUUUUUUUUUUUUUCUGCUUUGUGAAGAACACUGUAGUGUCUUCUUGAGAUACUGUUUUUGCUUUGGGUCAUGUUGUGGAGCCAGGCAAGUUUCUGACUGCAGCGGGGAGUCGGCUUCUCUGAUGCACUUUUGUUGCCUUUCCUAGAAGAGAAGGAAUUGCGUCAGUAGUAAGUGUGUUAAAAUCUCAUGGCUGCUUCUUAAUGAAACUUUGGCCAAAGCUCCUCCCCAGGCACAAUAUGUAAUUGCCUCUGAGUAUCCUACCUCCUUAGAGCUGAGAUUGGCAAGCAGCAGGAGUGAGAUUGGAGAAGGUAAAGAUGGGACCUUUGAUGAUGGUUUUAUUUGCUGUGUUCAUGCUGUGUCCCUGGGUGAUGGGCAGUGACCUCGUGUCCAGUGCAACCUUAGCAUUGGGACAGCAAAACCCUAUGACCAUAAGGAUGAGGAAAUUUCUUUCUAUCCUUGGCCUGCAGUUUCUUUUUGUGUUACUGUCAUACUUGUUCUGGGAAGAAGAAAAAAGAAAAAAAAAAUGGAAGGGAAACACCAGAGGAAAAGGCAGCCAUUUUUUUCUUUUUUGGUCUGGACCUAAGACCAGAACGUAUUGGCAACCUGUAAUUCUCCAUGGCCUUUACUUGACAUGGUUUCUACUUCGGGUGUUUUCUUUUCCUUGACAUAAAUCUUUAUAAUUUUUUUCUAAAGAUUGUAAACAGACUUCAGUGUUUUUAUCUUAUUCUUUUAAAGUUGGUAUUGUAAUAGUUUGUGUGUAUCAAUAUUCUCAUUUUUAAUGUGAAAAAAUGGAAUUAUUUAUACUUAUUAUAGAAAACAUUUGAAAUUUGCACAUUUAGUUGUCCCUAGUAGACGUCUGUUUACUCUAUAGGAUUUCUUCAAGUUUUCCUAAAUAAUUGUAACUUUUCACAAAAACCAAUAUUAAAAAAUAAAUUAUUUAAGAACAAAU